CUGUUUACCCGUUACUUCAAUUCUCACUACGCAGUACAGUUGUGCGCUAACCUUUGCCUCCCCGUUCGACGCUAAAUCAUCAUGAAUAACACUCCGCCCCCUAUGUUAAUUUGUCGACUGCUGAUACUGGCUAACCAAACCGAUCCGCGAAUGCAGUGUGCACCGGACGCUAUACCGAACGACAGCAGUCAGAUUCCUCACUUUGCCUCCCAGGCGCACGAAAGCUGGCUGCAUAUUGGCGAGGCAGUCAACCUCACCGCCGACCGUAUUAAGGAGGAACAGGCCGCUGCCGCCUUCGCCGCCGCGCACACCACCACGCCGGCACCCUGCGAUUCGGAGCCGGGAACCGCGAACGAGUACAUCAUUCUCUGCCCUGCUGCGCGCCGCCGGCUCCAAACCUACCAGUAGUGAGAAGUUGGGAACGC
Paramacrobiotus metropolitanus is the source of this 425-nucleotide messenger RNA. RefSeq lists its product as uncharacterized. NCBI's taxonomy places the organism in Eukaryota, Metazoa, Tardigrada, Eutardigrada, Parachela, Macrobiotidae. Bases 82 to 408 code for a protein of 108 amino acids. The transcript has 2 exons. The record is from RefSeq and is a predicted model, not a curated record.